GUUAACCUUGUCAUAUGUUGGCAUUCGUUUAGCUUGUUAUAUAUCGUACAUUAUUGUUUCGAUUCUACUGUCAGAUUGCAUUUUUUUUGAUUUCUACUUCCCUAUAUAGAUAUGUAAUAUAUGUAUUAUAGAUAUGAAAUAAUUCUUUGCUGUUUUUGUAUUCCGAAAUUUCUUCCGGCAUCCCAUUUACACCUCCAGAAACAAAAUACAUGUACAAUACACGCUUCAUUUGACCAUAUACCAGCAUAUAAAAAAUUUACAGGAGCUGCUUGGAGCCUGCCAGUGGCUGCAGCAGCAGUGGUCGGAACUGAAGUGUCCUCUCGUGUGCCAUGAUAAUGCUAAAACAAGGCCGAGCGACCCUGCCAAAACUUCUUUCUGGUGUCACUCAUCAAACAUCAGCCUUGCAAUUGCGAAGACUUUUGGCCAUUUGCAAACGAGCGACAUGGAGGGAAUGGUUAAACAGACGCCACAAAUCUGAAACAAGCAACAGCAAUAGUACGCUGACCCUGGAGAAUACAUUCAAGUGUUACGAUCUGGAAACUGGACCACCCUUGGAUGUGGAGCUGUCACGCGAAGAUGCUCUGUCCAUGUACACUAAGAUGGUUGAGGUGCGUCGCUUGGAGAUAAUAGCAGCAGAAUUCUAUAAACAAAAGAAGAUACGAGGCUUCUGUCAUCUGUACAAUGGCCAGGAGGCGGUAGCUGUGGGCAUGACAUCGGUAAUGCGAAAAACGGAUACAGUAAUAACGGCCUACCGCUGCCAUGCCUGGACAUAUCUCAUGGGUGUUUCGAUGUAUGCCCUGCUGGCCGAACUCUUGGGUGUUCGCACUGGCUGCAGUCGCGGCAAGGGCGGUUCCAUGCACAUGUAUGCGGAUAACUAUUACGGAGGCAAUGGCAUAGUGGGUGCCCAAGUGCCGAUGGGCGCUGGCAUUGCUCUGGCCCAUCGCUAUAAGGACGAUGAUGGCGUGUGCAUUGUCUGCUACGGCGACGGUGCGGCCAAUCAGGGCCAGAUAUUCGAAGCCUACAACAUGGCCAAGCUUUGGUGUUUGCCGUGUAUAUUUGUGUGUGAGAACAAUGAGUAUGGCAUGGGCACAGAAACGAGUCGAGCGUCGGCCAAUACAGACUUCUAUAUGCGUGGACAGUAUAUACCUGGCCUCUGGGUGGACGGCAAUCAGGUGCUGGCCGUGCGCAGUGCCACACAGUUUGCCAUCGAUUUCGCUCAGUCGAAUGGCCCCAUUGUUCUUGAAAUGUUUACUUAUCGUUAUAUGGGUCACUCCAUGUCCGAUCCGGGAACUUCGUAUCGGACCCGCGACGAGGUACAGAAUGUUCGCGAAACCCGGGAUCCCAUCACGAAUUUCCGUAACCAAGUUGUAAGGCUAUGCCUAGCCAGCGAAGAGGAACUGAAGCAAAUCGACGAUAAUGUUAAGAAGCAAGUGGGAUUGGAUGCCAAGAAAGCUUUGCAAGAUCGGGAAGUCGAUGAGCACGAGCUGACAGCGGAUGUGUAUGCCAAGAAUGUGGAGCCCAAAAUUCGUGGCGUAUCCGGUUAUAAUCUAGAGCAUCGCCAGGUGACAGAAGUGUGUCUGGGCAAGCCAAAACCCACGCCAGCCAAGGAUAUGAAGGAUGUGCCGGUGGGCGAUGCAGCACUUCUUGCCGCCCAAGCGGGAAAAAUGAAGAAAGAUGGCAAAAAAACGGACGAAGCAGCAGAUGGCGAUAAAACCAAACCAUCAGACGGUGAUAAAACCAAACCAGCAGAUGGUGAUAAAACCAAAACACCCACAAAAAAGGGCGAAGGGGAAGAGUCUCAAUCGAACGCCAAAGUACCACCGGCAAAGGGAGAAACUAAAGCAGCCGGAACACCACCAGUAACGACACCACCUCCUGCUGCAACACCACCAGCUACAACACCAGGGAAAACUCCAGCUGCACCACCAGGAAAAACUCCAGCAGCAACAGCAGGCAAAGCUGCAGCUGCACCACCAGGAAAAACUCCAGCAGCAACAGCAGGCAAAGCUGCAGCUGCACCACCAGGAAAAACUCCAGCUGCAACACCUGCGAAAACUCCAGCUGGAGCCCCGGGCAAAGUUACAGCUGCUCCAGCGCCAUCAGGAAAAACUCCAGCCUCACCACAGCCGAAAAAUCCACCCGCUACAUCACCGUCUUCACCACCCAAAGCCGAGCCACCUGGCUCAGGCGGCGCACCAAAGUCACCUAAACCCAAAAAUACGCCAAAAAAGUAGCAAACAUAAACUUAAGCAAUUUUACUGAAACCCCAAAAUAAAAUUUGCAAAUUUUGAAAA
Messenger RNA from Drosophila willistoni, 2294 nucleotides. Its product is annotated as pyruvate dehydrogenase E1 component subunit alpha, mitochondrial. The coding region runs from base 330 to 2234 and encodes 634 amino acids. The transcript has 2 exons. Gene Ontology annotation, cellular component: intracellular membrane-bounded organelle. Gene Ontology annotation, biological process: pyruvate decarboxylation to acetyl-CoA. Lineage: Eukaryota; Metazoa; Arthropoda; Insecta; Diptera; Drosophilidae. Gene Ontology annotation, molecular function: pyruvate dehydrogenase (acetyl-transferring) activity. The record is from RefSeq and is a predicted model, not a curated record.